Molecule: messenger RNA, 1279 nt
Organism: Pipistrellus kuhlii (Kuhl's pipistrelle)
Lineage: Eukaryota; Metazoa; Chordata; Mammalia; Chiroptera; Vespertilionidae
Gene: TSR3
Product: TSR3 ribosome maturation factor
Exons: 6
Coding region: 92-1081 (329 amino acids)
Biological process (GO): maturation of SSU-rRNA
Molecular function (GO): rRNA small subunit aminocarboxypropyltransferase activity
Source: RefSeq, a predicted model, not a curated record
CAGGCUUAGCGCGUGUAGCCGGGCUGCGGUGGAGGGGCUUGCCGGCCGGUUUCCAUAGUUCAAACCAGGUCUCCGGGCCCCGGUUUCCACUAUGGGCCGCCGGCGGGCAGCGCGCGGGCCGGGGGCCGAAGGCAGCCGCACUCGGCGCCCCGCAGGCCGCUCCCUGGAAGCGUUCGCCGAGGACGUGAGCGUCGCGCUGCGCGCGUCCGUGGAGUCAGAGACGGCCGAGGACGCGGACAGCCGGAGCCCGGCGCCGCUGCCGUGCACGCUGGCCAUGUGGGAGCUGGGCCACUGCGACCCCCGGCGCUGCACCGGCCGCAAGCUGGCCCGCCUGGGCCUGGUGCGCUGCCUGCGCCUCGGUCACAGGUUCGGCGGCCUCGUGCUCAGCCCCAUGGGCUCCCAGUACGUGUCCCCCGCUGACAGGGCCGUCACCAAGGUGAUGCCGGCCCCAGAACCCUAUGCUGCUCCUGGCAGACAGCUGGUGGCACAGUCGGGUGUGGCUGUCAUCGACUGCUCCUGGGCCAGACUGGAGGAGACGCCCUUUGGGAAGAUGCGGGGCAGUCACUUUCGGCUGCUGCCCCACCUGGUGGCCGCCAACCCCGUGAACUACGGCCGGCCCUGCAAACUGUCCUGUGUGGAGGCUUUUGCGGCUACCUUCUGCAUCCUGGGCUUCUCAGACCUUGCUGUCAUUUUGCUGCGCAAGUUCAAGUGGGGCAAGGCCUUCCUAGACCUGAACCGUCAGCUCUUGGACAAGUACGCAGCCUGCUGUGGGCCGGAGGAGGUGCUGCAGGCAGAGCAGGAGUUCCUGGCCCACGCUAAGGAGCGUCCCGAGGAAGAGAUCGAUCCCUUUGAUGUGGAUUCAGGUCGAGAGUUUGCAAAUCCCAACAGGCCCAUGGCUAGCACCCGGUCGCCCAGGGACAGUGAUGACACUGACAGUGAGGAGGAGUCUGAGGAACAUGGGCCUGAAGCUGAGGACGGAGACUGCAGCAGCCCAGAAGAGGAGGAGACUCGGGAGCAGGGGUCAGAGGCCAGGGCCCCUGCCGAGGUUUGGAAAGGAAUCAAGAAACGGCAGAGAGACUGAGGUUCCAGACUUGUAUUUUUCAAGGCAGAGCGACGAGGAAACAGAGACAGCAGCAGAACUGGGGGAACGACAGGCCUGGUGGCCCUGGCUCAUUGCACCUGCGAGCAGCACUGGCUGUGGGUGCUCUCCCAAGGCUCUGUCACAGCCUUGCUCUGGGUCCGGCCUCAGAGUCCCUAAUGAAGCGGCAGCAGGGAGACU